AUGGCCAACGCGUUUACCCACAUAUGGGCCUUCCGAAUUGUCUGCCUCUCCGAACUCAAGAGAUUCAUUACGCAUCUUCCUAGCCAUGGCCAAGAACAGCCAAUCUGGAUCGGGCAGCUUGAUAUAAACUACGAUGAUAUUCAGGCCCAGAUCGUCGCAUUUGCGAAAAAUAUAUCUCUGAGUAUGGUCUACCUCCUACAAGAGGAGAUGGGACUUUUUGGGCCGACAUCUACCAUUUUCCCACUCCGGAUAGCAUAUCAAGUAUACAAGUCACUUGGCUCUGGGCAGCAGGCUGACAUUGCCUACCUUGAGGGAAUCGUUGAGCAACUCGAUCAAAAGGGCCUGAAGUCUGCCAGAGCUCUUGUAUUUGAUGGCUUAAUGCAAAUAUAA
Messenger RNA from Penicillium samsonianum, 390 nucleotides. RefSeq lists its product as uncharacterized. The coding region runs from base 1 to 390 and encodes 129 amino acids. The transcript has a single exon. NCBI's taxonomy places the organism in Eukaryota, Fungi, Ascomycota, Eurotiomycetes, Eurotiales, Aspergillaceae. The record is from RefSeq and is a predicted model, not a curated record.